Cydia amplana is the source of this 12448-nucleotide messenger RNA. It is a transcript of the gene kst, whose product is annotated as spectrin beta chain. Gene Ontology annotation, biological process: actin cytoskeleton organization. Bases 70 to 12444 code for a protein of 4124 amino acids. Gene Ontology annotation, molecular function: actin filament binding; phospholipid binding. The transcript is spliced from 85 exons. Lineage: Eukaryota; Metazoa; Arthropoda; Insecta; Lepidoptera; Tortricidae. Gene Ontology annotation, cellular component: cell projection; cell junction; plasma membrane. The record is from RefSeq and is a predicted model, not a curated record.
GUACAGAUAGAGAUACGAAACCAAAGAUUUAGAUAAGUAGUGUAGUGUACAAAUGUGUGAGACGUGAACAUGCAGCGCCCUCUGAGCAACGUCAGCGUGCAGUCCUACCAGGACUAUCAGCCGAGCAGGAAAUAUGGGCCACAGUAUGAGCCGGGCGGCUACGCGGCCGCGGUCCAGCAGCGCAGCAACAUGACCCAACGGGAGGACGCACUCAAGUUCGAGCAGGGCCGCAUCAAGGCCUUACAAGAAGAACGGCUACAUAUACAGAAGAAGACAUUCACGAAAUGGAUCAACUCCUUCCUACAGAAGGCCCGCAUGGAGGUGGAGGACCUGUUCACGGACCUGGCGGACGGCAGGAGACUCCUCAAGCUGCUGGAGAUCAUCAGCGGCGAGCGCCUCCCCCGCCCCAACUCGGGCCGCAUGAGGGUGCACAAGAUAGAGAACGUGAACAAGAGCCUCAGCUUCCUGCACACUAAGGUGCGGUUGGAGUCGAUCGGCGCCGAAGACAUCGUAGACGGCAACCCGCGCCUCAUCCUCGGCCUUGUGUGGACCAUCAUCCUGCGCUUUCAGAUCCAGGAGAUCGAGAUCGAUGUGGACGAAGAAAAUGAAUCCUCCGAAAAGAAGUCAGCCAAGGACGCUCUCCUGCUGUGGUGUCAACGGAAGACGAGCGGCUACCAUGGAGUCCACAUCAGCAACUUCUCGGACUCCUGGCGCUCCGGGCUCGGGUUCAACGCCCUCAUACACGCGCACAGGCCGGACCUGUUCCGCUGGGCGGAGCUCCCGGUGCAGGACCACGUGGAGACCCUCAACCACGCCUUCGAGGUCGCGCACAAGAACCUCGGCAUCCCCAAGCUGCUCGACGCUGAGGACGUGGACAUCAACCGGCCGGACGAGAAGUCGGUGAUGACGUACGUGGCGAGCUACUACCACACGUUCGCGCGCAUGAAGAACGAGCAGAAGAGCGGACGCAGGAUCGCCAACAUUAUCGGCCAACUGAUGGACUGCGACGGUCGCAAGGCGGAGUACAGCCGCCUGGUCACCACCCUGCUCGAGUGGAUCCGGCUCAAGAUCGAGGAGCUGAACGGCCGGGAACUGCCCAACUCGCUGGACGGCAUCCAGAGGCUGCUGCUGGCGUUCAAGCAGUACAGGACCGUGGAGAAACCCCCCAAGUACAAGGAGCGCUCCGAGAUCGAAGCCCUAUACUUCGACAUCAACACGAUGAACAAGAGUCUGGUGGGAGAGGCGUGGGCGCCGCUGGAGGGGCAGCUGCCGCAAGACCUGGAGCGGGCCUGGCAGCGCCUCGAGCAGGCGGAGCACGCGCGCGAGAUCGCGCUACGCACGGAGCUGCUGCGGCAGCAGAGGCUCGAGCAACUCAACUACAAGUUCAACACCAAGUCGGUGCUCCGCAAGGGCUACCUGAAGGAGAUGAUCCAGGUGCUCUCGGACCCUCGCUACGGCUCCAACCUGGCGCAGGUGGACGCCACCGUCAAGAAACACGAGGCCAUCUCCGCGGACAUCCUCGCCAGGACCGAACGCUUCGAGGACCUGUCCGCCAUGGCGGCCGAGCUGGUCCGCGAGAAGUACCACGGCGCGGACGGCGUGGCGCGCACCGAGCAGGCCGUGCUGGCGCGCUGGCAGGAGCUGCUGGCGCUGCUGGCGCGCCACCGCGCCUCGCUGGCGGCCUUGGCGCGCCUCAUGUCGCUGCUGCGCGAGUGCGACACGGUGCGCGGCACGCUCGCAGACAUGCAGGCCGUGUUCCAGUCUGAAGAAGUGGGGCGGCACCUGGUGGACGUGGAGCGGCUGCUGCAGGCGCACGCGCUGCAGGAGCUGCAGCUGGGCGCGCUGCACGAGAGCCUGCGGCGGCUGGCGCGCCAGGGCGAGGGCGGGGGGCACCGCGAGCUGGCGGCGAGGCUGCAGGGGCUGCAGGACGGAUACGACAGUUUGGUGGCGGCCGCCAAGGACCGCAAGGCGAGAUUAGAAGAUGCCAGAAACCUCUACCAGUUCCUCGAAGACCACGACGAAGAAGAGGGCUGGGUGACGGACAAGCAGCGCAUCUGCCGCGCCGACGUGGCCGCUAAGGACCUGCGCGGGGUGCUCGCGCUGCGACAGAAGCACACCGCGCUGCUGACCGAGCUGCGCGCCCGCGACCACGUGUCGCAGCGACACCGCGCCAAGGGACAGAGCCUAAUCGACGCGCAGCACCCGAAGAGCGCCGAGGUCGAGCGUCGCCUGGCGUCGCUCGCCCAGCAGUGGGCCACGCUGCGCGAGCUCGCCGACGCCAGGGAGAAACAACUAGAGGACGCGGCAGAGGCACAUCAGUUCUACGGCGACGCGAACGAGUCUGAGUCGUGGAUGAAGGAGAAGCGCCCCCUGGUGGCGAGUAGCGACUGCGGGCGCGACGCGCCGUCCGCCGCGGCGCUGCUCGCGCGGCACAAGGCUCUGCACGAUGAGAUCAGGGCCUACAGCGCCGAGCUCGACGCGCUCAGCGCGCAUGCCGACCGGCUGAAGAGCGCUGGGAUACUCACGUUACAACUCCCAACAGAGGUGGAAGCGGCCCCGGCCCUGGAGGAGGAAGAAUGGGUGAACGAGUCCCGCCUCGUGCCGACGGAGGUGUGGGAGGAGGAGGAGGUGGAGCGGCUAGAACACCGCACCGUCACCGAGGAGCGCUCUGUCCCACAGGUGAAAGCGCUAUACGCGUUCACCGGACAAGGCAUAUCGAUGGCGAAGGGCGAAGUGAUGUUUCUGAUCAACAAGACCAACCCGGACUGGUGGUCGGUCAGGAAGGCUGACCGCUCCGAUGGCUUCGUGCCAGCCAACUAUGUCAGAGAGAUCGAGCCGAGAGUCGUGCCGGUGCAAGUGCGUCGUCCGGAGAAGGUGCGCACGGUGCAGCGCGUGAAGAAGACGGUGCUGGUGAAGCAGGUGGUGCCGGUGCGGCGCGCGCGCGCCGCCGCCCGCCGCGCGCCGCGCGCGCAGCCUGCGCCCGCGCAGCCGCCGCGCGCCGUCGGGGACAGGAUGGCGGACAUCAAGCGGGACUAUGACGAGCUGCUGACCCUCUCGGCGGCGCGGCGCGCCCAGCUCGAGGACGCGAUCAAGCUGUACAGCUUCUUCGCCGAGUGCGACGACUUCGACAAGUGGAUCAAGGACAAGGAAAAGAUGCUGCGAGCCGACGAUGGCGAGGAGAGCGUCGACACCGCCAAGAGGAAGUACGAGAAAUUCGUGACCGACCUCUCGGCCGCCUCGAAACGGCUGGAGCAGAUCGAGGCGGCUGCCGAGGAGCUGGUGGCCACGGCGCACGGGCAGGCCGGCAAGGCCGCGGCCCGCAGGCAGCAGCUCAGGCAGCAGUGGGACAGGCUGCUCAGGCUCAAACAGCAGAAGGAGAAGAGUCUAGAAGGCGCGUCUAGCGUGGAGCUGUUCAGCCGCACCUGCGACGAGGCGCUGGACUGGAUGGGGGAGAAGGAGCAGCAGCUGGCCGCCGGCGGAGCCCCGGCCGCCGACCUGCGCACCGUGCAGGCGCUGCAGCGCCGCCACGCGCAGCUAGAGCGGGAGCUCGAACCGCUGAGGGAGAAAGUGCAUACUGUCAGCCUGCUCGCCGACGACGUGAAGUCCCAGUACCCCAGCGAGCGCGCCAACGUGGAAGCGAGACAGCGCGAGAUCCACGGCGUGUGGGAGCGGUGCCGCGCCGCCGCCGCCGAGCGCCGCGCCCGCCUCGAGAGCGCCGUCGGGCACCAGAUCUUCGGCCGCAGCGCCGCCAUGCUCGACGACUGGAUACAGAAAGUUCACGAGCAACUGGCACAGGAGGCGACCGCUAAAGACGUCGCGACGGCGGAGCUCCUGCUCAAGGAGCAUCGCGAACUGAAAGAUGACAUCAAGACUCAUGACGACGAAUUCAAGGAAGUGAUCGGGCUCGGCCGCCAGUUGCUAGGCAACAACCCGUCGCUGGCCGACGUGGCUGACAAGAUCAACCACCUGGAGGCCGAGCAGCAAGCCGUUAAAAAAGGUUGGGAAGACAAGGACGGACGCCUCCGCGAGCUAGUGGAGCUGCAGGCCUUCAACCGCGAGGCCGAUCAGAUCGACGCGUCGAGCGGCGCGCACGAGGCCUACCUCGAGUACAGCCAGAGCGGGGCGUCAGUAGACGAAGCGUCGGCCUUACUGAAGCGUCACGAGGAGCUUGAAGCGCGUUUAUCCGCGCAGGCCGAGCGGGUACAAGCGCUGCGCCAGCGCGCGGAUAAGCUCGUGCAGAGACCGCACCAUGCCGCCCAGCACAUCUCUGCGCGCAUGGCGGCGGUGGCGGCGCGGCGCGCGGCGGUGCGCGCGGCCGCCGCGGGCAGGAGGAGGGCGCUGCAGGCCAACCUGGCGCACCACCAGUUCUUGGCAUCCACGGAGGAGCUACAGGCCUGGAUACAAGAUAAGACCCGGACAGCUAAAGACCAGAGCUACAGGGACCUGGCGAAUCUGGAGCGUAAACUGCAGAAACACGAAGCGUUCGAAGCAGAGCUCCAGGCCAACGAGAAACAACUCAGAAAUGUCGACAGUAUCGGGCAAUCUCUGCAAAAGUCGGACCCCGCCCACGCCGCGGAGGUGGCCCAGCAGCUGGAGGCGGUCCACUCCGCCUGGGAGGCGCUGGUGGCCGCCUCCAGAGACAAGGGCGGCAAGCUGCGCCAGGCCGCGCUGCAGAGCCAGCACAGGAGAUCCGUGGAGGACGCUCGGGCGCGGCUGGUGGACCUGGAGCGCGCGCUGCGCAGCGAGGAAACUGGCGCCGACCUGCGCAGCUGCAAGCGCCUUCUGACGCACCAUCAGACUUUGGAGCAAGAGCUAACAACGUGGGAACAAAAGGCCACCGUCCUAGCCAGCCAGGGGGCGGACUUGGUGUCCCUGGGGCACUUCGACGCGCCGGCCAUCGAGCGCGAGUCCGCGGCGCUGCGCGACGCCGUGCGCGCGCUGCAGCCGCACGCGCAGACUAGGAGGGACAAGCUGACGCAGAGCUUACAGCUGCACAAGUUCGCCCUGGAGCUGGACGGCGAGCUGGACUGGCUGGCGGAGCGCGCCGCCGCCGCAACGUCGGAGGCCCUCCCGGCCGACCUGCACGCCGCGCAGGCCGCGCAGAAGAAGCACGCCAAACUGCGCGACGAGCUCAAGGGACGCAGGCAGAACAUCGAGCGCGUGCUCAAGCACGGCCAGGAGCAACAUAGCGAUGAUGAGAAGAUCGCAAGGUUGUGCAAGAAGUUGGAGAACACGUACUCCGAAGUGUGCGCGGCGGCUGACGCGCGCGCCGCCCGCCUGGACGCGGCGCUGCGCGCGCAGCAGUUCCUGCACGACGCGCUCGAGGUCGACUCUUGGCUCGCUGAUAAGGCUGCCGCUUUGUCGUCUGCGGACGUCGGCAGAGACCGCCACCGCGCCACUCAGCUACUCACAAGACACAAGGCUGUAGAAUUAGAGCUGGACACGUACGCCGCCAUAAUCUCGGAGAUGGGCCACUCGGCGGCGUCCAUGGCGGCGAGCGGCCACCCGCAGGGCGCGGCGCUGGUGGCGCGGCACCGCGCGCUGGACGACUCGCUGCAGCGCCUGCAGCGGCUGGCGGCGCAGCGGCAGCGGGCGCUCGUUGAGAGCGUGUGCAGACACGAGUACCUGGCGGAAAGCGCGGAGCUGGAGGGUUGGAUCCAGGAGCAGUUCGCGGCGGCCGCCAGCGAGGACUACGGCCAGGACUACGAGCAUCUACUAAUCCUGCGCUCCAAGUUCGAGGAGCUGCGGCACCGCGUGGAGUCUGGCGCGGAGCGGUUCAGCCAGUGCGAGGAGCUCGCCAAGAAACUGCUCGCCUCCGAGAGCCCCUACAUCGCGGACAUCGAGCACAGGCAGGAGGCGCUGGGCGAGUCCUGGCAGCGCCUGGUGGAGCAGAUCCGGUCGCGCGGCACCCGCCUGCACGCCGCCGGGGAGAUCCACCGCUUCCACCGCGACGUCGCCGAGCUGCUAGCCCGCGCUGCCGACAAGAGAGCUCAGCUGUCCACCCCUGAGCCACCGAGGGACCUGCCGGCUGCCGCGGCCUUGCUGAGGGCGCAUGAUGCCGCCGAGAACGACUUACUGGCUAUAGAUGCUCAAGUGCAGGUCCUUCAGGAAGAGGGUCUGCGCCUCCAACGCCUAUGUCCCGGCGGCAACGUGCAACAGAUCGCGUUGCAGCAACAAGCUUUAACCGACGCGUGGAACAUGUUGCGCGCUGCCGCCGACGCUCGGCGCGCGACGCUGCAACAGUAUCUGUCGUUACAACAAUUUAGGCAGCAGGUGCGGUCGCUGGUGUCGUGGUCGGGGUCGCUGCGCGCGGCGCUGGCGCAGGCGCCGCGCGUGCGCGACGCGGUCACCGCGCAGGCCGCGCGCGCCGAGCACGCCGCCGUGCGCGCAGAACUAGACGCGAGAGAUGACAGCUUCCGCGACGCGCUCGGCGCGGGACAGCAGCUGAUGCGCGACCACCAUCCUAGCGAGCAGGAGAUCGAGGAGCAGUGCGCAGCCCUAGUGGAGGAGCGGGCGAAGCUCCACGGCGCGUGGGCGGCGCGCCAGGUGGCGCUCGACCAGCUGAUCGACCUGCACUGCUUCCUGCGCGACGCCAAGCAGCUGCACGCACACAGCGCGGCGCAGGAGGCUGCUCUCAGCACGGAGAUAUCCCCAACGUGUAGCGUGGAGGAGGUGGACAACAUUCUGAAGAAACACGAAGCCUUCGAGAAGCUACUGGCCACCCAGGACGAGAAGCUAACGACCCUGAACAGCCACGGAGACAAGCUGCUGCAGCAGAACCACGUGGAGAGCCAGAAGAUCGCCGACGAGCUGCGCGCCAUCAACGAGAGGAGGCAGAAGUUGUACGAGGCAGCGGCUGCACGCCACAAGCUACUGCUCCGGACACGUGCGCGCGCGCAGUUCGCGCGGGACGCUGCCGAAACGCGAGGCUGGCUCGCUGACAAGCUGGCCAAACUACACAAUGAUCACCAGCAAGGCGAAGUAACCGACCUGGAAGACAAGAUCAAGAAGCUCCAGAAGCACCAGGCCUUCACGGCCGAGCUGGCCGCCAACCGCGCGCGCCUCCAGGAGAUCCAGGCCUUGGCCGAACAGCUGCGGCCUGACGAGGAGGUGGAGAAGCAGAUGGCGCAGCUGAAGGAAGACUGGGGGAAGCUGGAAAAGGCUACGGAGGAGAGAGGGCGCGGUCUCGAAGAGGCACAGGACAUCUUGGAGUUCAACCAGCAUCUGGACAAGAUCGAGGCAUGGAUCCGCGACAAGGAGAUGAUGGUGCAAGCUCACGAGUUAGGGCGCGACUACGAGCACUGCUCGGCGCUGGUCCGCAAGCUGGACGACCUCGACUCGGACAUGAAGGUGGACGAGCAGCGCGUCAAGACCACGUGCGCGCUCGCCGACCGCCUGCUGCGGCAGGGUCCGACGCAGCAGGCGGCGGCGGUGGCGGCGCGGCGCGACGCGCUGCUGCACAAGUGGCGCGCGCUCAGCGGAGCCCUGCAGACCUACCGCGACGCGCUCGCUGCCGCGCUAGAGAUACACGCCUUCAACAGGGACGUGGAAGACACCGCGGAGCGCAUCGCGAAGAAAGCGGCCCUCUUCAGCAGCAACGAGCGCGGACGCGACCUGGACGCUGCGCAGGAGUUGAAGAGGCGGCACCUGGCGCGGGCGGCCGAGGCUGGCGCUGUCGGAGACAAGAUCAAGCAGCUGUGCGCAGAGGGAGCCACGCUGCAGAGCAAACACCCGGAGCGCGCCUCGGAGAUCGAAGGCCACCUGUCCGCGCUCCGCUCGGACUGGGAGCGCCUGCAGCGGCUCGCCGCGACACGCACCGCGCUGCUCGAUGACGCCAUCGCUGAACACAAGUUCGACGAUAGCCUUAAGGAGCUGGAUGUGUGGGUGUCGGAGAGCGUGAAGCGCAUGCGCGGCGGCGCGGCGCCCGACUCCGCGGCCGACGCGCAGGCCAUGCUCGACACACACAAGGAGAGGAAGACGGAGAUAGACAACCGCCAGAAGAGUAUAGCGGCGCUGCAGCGCGAGGAGCAGAGCCCGGAGAAGCUGAAGAAGCUGACCGAGCUGGCGCAGACCCUCGACCAGGCCUGGCUGCAGCGAGAGCAGCACCUCACACAGGCGCACCAGCUGCAGCUGCUUAAGGAGCAAGCGAGACAGACAGAGGACUGGCUCGCGGCCAAGGAGGCUUUCCUGAACAAUGACGACCUCGGCGAGAACCUAGACGCCGUGGAAACAUUAAUCAGGAAGCACGCAGAGUUCGCCAAGUUGCUGGACUCCGGAGUGGCUCGAGUGGAAGAACUGGAGACCUUCGCUCGCUCGCUACUCGAGGGAGGGCAUUACGACCAAGCUUACAUCGAGCGACGACUCGCCGCCAUCUUGGCGCGAAGAGACAAACUCAAGGAGUCGUGCCGCGCGCGCGGCGUGAUGCUGCAGCAGUCCAAGCAGCUGCUGGAGUUCCUGCGGGACCUGGAGCACGAGCAGGAGUGGAUCGCGCUCAAGAUGCAGACCGCCACCGACCACAACUACAGGGAGCUGUCGAACCUGCAGAGCAAGAUUCAGAAGCACGCCGCCUUCGAGUCCGAGCUAGCGUCCAACAAGAAGCGAAUAGACGAUGUCGCCAACCGAGGCGAGGAACUCAUAGAGGCCAAGCACUACGCGUCCCAGGAGAUCUCCACACACGUGGAAGAGUUGGAAAACCUGUGGAGAGAGCUUCAGUCUGCAGUGAAACUCCGUCGCGAGCGACUGCAGGAGGCGUAUCAAGCCCGUAUAUACUUGCGAGGUCUAGACGAUUUCACGGCGUGGCUUGAUGACGUCGAGUCACAACUACUCAGCGAGGACCACGGGAAGGACCUAGCAUCCGUAACGGCCCUGCUGAAGCGGCACACUCGCCUGGAACAGCAGGUGGCCGCGAAGAGCGACGCGGCGACGCAACUCGCCGACAACGCGCGACAGCUCGCCGACAGUCGGCACUUUAUGGCCCAAGAGAUACUCGCAAAGGCCGACGAGGCUGUCAAGCGUUACCGGCAGCUGCAGGAGCCGAUGCAGAUCAGAAGGGACAACCUUGAGGAUGCUGCGUUGCUGCACCGCUGGGACCGCGAUGCCGACGAGGAGAUGAGAUGGAUGGUGGAGCGCGAGCCCGUGGCGGCGCUGCAAGACACCGGCUCCACGCUGCAGGAGACGCAGGCGCUGCUCAAGAAACACCUGGCGCUGGAGGCAGAGCUGAUGGCACGAGAGCCGACGGUGCAGGGUGUGUGCGGCCGCGCGGUGGCGCUCGCCCGGCGCGGCCACUUCGCCGGCGCGGCGCUGGAGGCGCGCGCUCGGGACCUGGCCGCCGCGCUGAGCGCGCUGCAGGCCGCCGCCCGCGCGAGGGGGGGGAGGCUGCAGGCCAGGAGGGACCUGCUGCAGUUGUCCUCCGAGAUGUCGGAGGUGUCGGGCGUGCUGCGCGCGCGGCGCGCGGCGGCGGAGGAGCGCGGGCGCGACGAGGACUCGGCGCUGGCGGCGCGCACGCGGCUCGAGGCGCAGCAGCGGGAGCUCACGGCCCUGCAGCCUACUAUCGACGCGCUGCUGGCCAGGGCCCAAGCCGCGGCGGAACGCGACCCCGAGGACGCGGCAGAAAUAUCUAAACAGGCAGAGUCCCUCAAAGAACUGUACGAGGAGAUGAAACUGCUGUCCGCCAAGCGGCAGCAGAGACUCGAGCAGAGCCUCAAGUACUUCAAGUUCGUGCAGGAAUGCGCGGAGGCGCAGGAGUGGAUCAGCGAGCAGAUGGGCGCCGCCGCCAGCGAGGACUACGGGCUGGACGUGGAGCACGUGGACACCCUGCAGCAGGCCUGCGACAACUUCCUGGCGCAGCUGCACGCGAACGAGGGUCGCAUCGAGGCCGUGUGCGAGGCCGGCGCGGCCCUGCUGGAGGAGAACACGCCGGAGGCCGACAGAGUCCGGACGCGGGUCGACGACGUUAAGGGGCUGUGGGAAGACCUUAGGGAACUGGCUCUGGCGCGACAAGAGGCGCUGGCGGGCGCGCGGCGCGUGCACGAGUUCGACCGCGCGGCGGACGAGACGGUCGCCUGGAUCCAGGAGAAGGAGCCCGCGCUGCGCCACGACACCACACGCACGCUGCAGGCGCUCCGCGCGCAGCGCCGGCGGCUCACGGCGCUCGAGGACGACCUGGCGGCCAUCAAGGAGCAGCACCACAAACUGACGCAGGAGGCUGACAGAUUGGGUGCAGCCUUCCCUGACGCCCGCGAGCACGUCACAUCCAAACUAGAAGAUGUCUCCGAAGCGCUGGAAGCCCUGACCUCGCGCGCGGCUAGCUGCCAGCAGCAGCUGGAGCUGUCUGGACAGCUGCAGGCCUACUUCCAACAGUACCAGGACCUGCUGGCGUGGACCAACGAGAUGAUCGCAGCAGUGACCGCGCCGGAGCUGGCGCACGACGUGCCCGGCGCCGAGCGGCUGCUGGCGCGGCACAAGGAGUUGGGAGACGAGGUGCGCGCCAAGGACGAGGCCUUCAACGCCCUCUAUGCCGACGGUGAAAAACUAGUCCGCGAAGGCCACUUCAUGUCCGCCGACGUCGCCGAGCGCAUGGCGGCGUUGCGAGCUCGCCGCGCCCAGCUCGACGCGGCCUGGGCGGCGAGGGACACUAUAUACCAUCAGCACUUGGACGCCCUGGUGUUCAGGAGAGACGCGGACGCACUAGACAACUGGAUCACUAACAAGGUUCCCCUAGUCCGUGAUGGAAAAGUCGGCGAGAGCGUGGCGCAGGUGGAGGAGCUGCUGGCGCGCCACGCCGAGCUCGAGCAGGCCAUACACUCGCAGCAGGACCGCGCACAGGCACUCACUAGGAUCACGCUGGUGGAGCGAGCCUUCAAGCAGCAGCAGGAGUCGGAGCAGGCGGCGCGCGCCAGCACGGCGGCCGCGCACGCCGCCGAGCGCGCGCAGCGGCAGCGCCAGCGCGAGGUGGAGCGCAUCGCCGAGCUCAGGAGGAGGGACACCGCUCCCAUAUUAGAAACACAGGUGAGCACGGGGUCGGAGGCGGCGCACGCGCAGACGCCUGCGCCGGCGUCGUCGGAGGAGACGCUGUCGCCCGCGCCGCAGUUCGAGCGCCUGCCGCGCGGCGAGCCCGUCAAGCGCGCAGAGAGCAUGAGCGUGAUGAAGACGCCGAAGCGCACGCCGUCGUUCACGACGCGGCGCCGCACGCAGAGCUUCCGGCGCCACCGGCGCGGCGACGCCGAGCUGCCGCCCGUCGAGAUCGAAGGCUACCUGGAGCGCAAGCAGGAGUCUGGCGUGGGCGGCAAGCGCGCCACCGUGCGCUCGUGGCGCUCGUACUACUGCGUGCUGUGCGGGCAGCUGCUGUGCUUCUUCAGGGACGAGCUGGACUUCAGCGCCGCCAAGGCCGCCGCGCCGCCGCAGGCCAUCCUCAACGCCCGCUGCGACCCGGCCGGCGACUACACGAAGCGCGCCAACGUGUUCCGGCUGACGUGCGCGGACGGCGCCGAGUACCUGUUCGGCUGCCCAACCCCCGCGCUCAUGCAGGAGUGGGUGGCCAAGCUGUCGUUCCACGCCGCGCUGCCGCCCGAGCUGCAGCUCACGCCGUACGCGCCGCCGGACUCGCCCAACGCCGAGCUCAAGAGGAGGCUGCAGAGGAGCGCGUCAUCGUCUUCGAACGAGUCGCCCGAGCCGCAGCAGCGCUCGCGCACGCAGGCCGAGAUCCUGCAGGAACACAGAGAUAGUCAGGCCAAGCAGGCCAGCCUGGACCGCAGGAGUGUCGACACACAGGAGAGGAAUAUAGAAUCUUCAGUGCUGCCAUCUCUGCCACCGCGCAAGGCUCCCGGCGCCAGCCAGGAGGACGUGUCCGAAGUCGUUAUGAGGAACUCUGAAACGUCCUCGUCUUGGGGCCGCUCACGGUUCUCCAACGGGCGCGACAUCAACUCCGAGUUCAUCAACUCUCAGCGCGAUGUAGCCGACGGCGCGCCGCCGCUACCGCUGUCCGGGCCCCCGGACCGCCCGCCCGCGUUGCCGGAGCGCCAACAAAGCGCCGCCGAGCGCCAACAUAGCGCCAGCGAACGCCAACAUGGCGCCACCGAGCGCCAACAUGGCGCUAGCGAGCGCCAGCCGGUCUCCGCGCUGGUCAACAGCUACCAGCAGCGCGCGCGCGACCAGAACCGCAACCAGUGGAACUACGAGAGAAGCAACAACAACUGGGGCGUGGAGACGUCGCACUUCUACUCGGCGAGCGAGCUGGCGUACGGCGGCGCAGGCGCAGGCGCGGGCUCGGGCUCCGGGCGCCCCGCCUCCGUGGCCGGGGGCUCGCCCGCGCUCGACCAGCGCCCCGCCUCCAGAUCAUCCGGGGAGUCCGAGCUGUCCGUCAGCGGAGUCUCCAAGGAGAAAAAGGACAAGAAGGGAGUCUUCGGCGGCCUCUUUAGCCGCAAAAAGCGCAGCAGUUACAUGUAACCAA